UUCCCAUCCAAUUAAUUAUUUCAUGUGUUCCAAUUCUUGAUUUAUAAAUACAAAAAGCGGAAAGCUACACCACACAAGAUAAACACAGAAAUGGCGAUCUGCUCACUAAAGCAGGUGCUUACCAUAAGUACUGUAUUUGCUUUAAUUGUAGCUGUCUCCAAUGGGAGAUCAGUCAAACCCAGCUUUAAAAUUAAAGCCGUUAGUCUUGGAGGUUGGCUUGUUACGGAAGGAUGGAUUAAGCCUUCUCUUUUUGAUGGCAUCCCCAACAAAGAGUUCUUGGAUGGAACUGUACUUCAGUUUAAAUCAGUUACCGUUGGGAAGUAUCUCGGCGCUAAGUCAGGCGGAGGAACUAUAAUGGUUGCAGACCAGGCAUCUGCCUCAGACCGGGAAACAUUUAAAUUGUGGAGGAUCAACGCGACCAAUUUCAAUUUGAGGGUGUUCAACAAACAGUUCAUGGGAUUGGACAAAAAUGGCAAUGGGACUAAUGUUGUAGCUGUAUCCAACAAACCAGGGAGAUUAGAGACAUUCAAGAUUGUUAGAUACCAUAAAGAUGCUACACGAGUUAGAAUCAAAGCUUCCAGUGGGUUCUUUUUGCAGGUGAAGACAGAGAAAUUGGUGACAGCCGAUUAUGGCUGCGAAAGUACAUGGAGAGAUGAUGAUCCAUCAGUAUUUAUAAUGACUGUUGUUGGAAGUAUGCAUGGAGAGUUUCAAGUCACUAAUGGAUAUGGUCCAGAAUUAGCCCCAAAAGUUAUGCGAGAACAUUGGAACACAUUUAUAACAGAAGAUGACUUCAAAUUCAUAUAUCAAAAUGGGCUAAAUGCUGUGAGAGUACCUGUUGGUUGGUGGAUAGCAAGCGACCUAACACCUCCAAAGCCUUACGUAGGAGGCUCUCUCCAAGCAUUAGACAAUGCCUUCUCUUGGGCAGCAAAAUAUGGAUUGAAGGUUAUACUCGACUUACAUGCAGCUCCAGGGUCUCAAAACGGCUGGGAGCACAGUUCUUCAAGAGAUGGGUCUCAAGAAUGGGGAUUAACGGAAGAGAACAUACAACAAACAGUUGGUGUUAUAGAUUUUUUAGCUUCCAGGUAUUCAAAGAGCCCAAGCUUAUAUGCAAUUGAGCUAAUGAACGAGCCUCUAGCGCCAAGAGCAACACUAGAUAGUGUCACCAAGUAUUACAUGGCUGGUUAUAAUGCAGUUCGCAAACACUCUUCUGCAACUUAUGUGAUUAUCUCAAGUAGGCUAAAGCUAGGAGAAAGUGAUCAACCAAGAGAGCUCUUCCCUCUGGCUAAUGGCUUAACAAGAAUUGUGAUUGAUGUUCAUUACUAUAGUCGCUUCCCUAAUAUGACUGUUCAACAGAAUAUUGAUUUCAUCAAAACUAAUCGCUCAGCUGAGUUGAACCAUGCUACUACAUCAGACGGACCUCUCACUUUCGUCGGAGAAUGGGUGGGAGAGUGGGGAAUUUCAAAUGCAACGAAAGAGGAUUACCAGAGAUUUUGUAAGGCCCAAUUAAAGGUAUAUGGGCGUGCAAGUUUUGGAUGGGCCUAUUGGACUCUUAAGAAUGUGAACAACCACUGGAGUCUGGAAUGGAUGAUCAACAAUGGUUACAUCAAGCUUUAAACCAAUUAGAAUUGAUAUUGCUAAUAGUAUCAAUUCUCUGUUUUGCCUGGAAAAUAACUUGUCCCCAGAAAAAAUAAUUUCUUUUGUUUCUUCAAUGAACUGAAAAUCAAUUGGU
Messenger RNA from Jatropha curcas, 1729 nucleotides. RefSeq names its product putative glucan 1,3-beta-glucosidase A. The record is from RefSeq and is a predicted model, not a curated record. Gene Ontology annotation, cellular component: cytoplasm; actin cytoskeleton. Gene Ontology annotation, molecular function: actin filament binding; hydrolase activity, hydrolyzing O-glycosyl compounds. Gene Ontology annotation, biological process: actin filament bundle assembly; polysaccharide catabolic process; cell migration. NCBI's taxonomy places the organism in Eukaryota, Viridiplantae, Streptophyta, Magnoliopsida, Malpighiales, Euphorbiaceae.